Molecule: messenger RNA, 1837 nt
Organism: Glycine soja
Lineage: Eukaryota; Viridiplantae; Streptophyta; Magnoliopsida; Fabales; Fabaceae
Product: protein DETOXIFICATION 27-like
Exons: 8
Coding region: 177-1652 (491 amino acids)
Biological process (GO): xenobiotic detoxification by transmembrane export across the plasma membrane
Cellular component (GO): membrane
Molecular function (GO): antiporter activity; xenobiotic transmembrane transporter activity
Source: RefSeq, a predicted model, not a curated record
UUUGUUCAUUUGAAAGAAACCAGACCAUGCCACAUCUGCUUUAAAAGCCUGUACUUUUGAACCUCUCUCGUGAUCACUCCUCUUCCUUUCUUUAAAUUUGUUUCCUUCACACUUUUCAGAACACCCAGAAGCUCUAGCCUCACCAGCACCACAUAUUGCUAGCUAGCGACUCCGAGAUGCCAAGCAAAGAGGAUUCACCUUUAGUAGAAGCAAAGCUUCCACUAUUAGAAGCUCACCCUUUAACAGAUGAAAGAGAACAAGACCAAAGUUUCCCACGAAGGUUUUGGCUUGAGUCAAAGAGGCUUUGGCACAUAGUAGGCCCUUCAAUUUUCAGCCGUAUUGCAUCCUACUCCAUGUUAGUCAUAACACAAGCCUUUGCAGGCCACCUUGGUGACCUCGAACUCGCUGCCAUCUCCAUUGCCAAUAAUGUCGUCGUUGGCUUCGACUUCGGCCUCUUGUUGGGUAUGGCAAGCGCUUUAGAAACGCUAUGCGGGCAAGCUUUUGGAGCGAAGAAGUACUACAUGUUAGGCGUUUACAUGCAGCGUUCAUGGAUCGUUCUUUUCAUAUGUUGCAUCUUUCUUUUGCCUUUGUACUUGUUUGCCUCGCCGGUGUUGAAGUUGUUGGGGCAGCCGGAGGAGUUGGCGGAGCUAUCCGGCGCGGUGUCGAUCUGGAUGAUACCGGUGCACUUUGCCUUUGCGUUUCAGUUCCCUCUGCAGAGGUUCUUGCAGUGCCAGCUGAAGACCGCGCCCAUAGCGUGGGUGUCUCUGGUGGCGCUCGUGGUGCAUGUGUUUGUAAGUUGGUUGUUCGUGUUCAAGCUUCAGUUUGGUGUUGUUGGUGCUGCUGCUACUAUUAACUUCUCUUGGUGGGUCCUCACUUUGGGGCUUUUUGGCUACGUUGUUUGGGGUGGGUGCCCUCACACUUGGAGUGGUUUCUCUGUUGAAGCGUUUUCUGGUCUUUGGGAGUUUCUGAAACUCUCUGCUGCUGCUGGAGUCAUGCUAUGCUUGGAGAAUUGGUAUUACAAAAUUCUGAUUGUAAUGACCGGGAAUCUUGAGAACGCGGAGAUCGCUGUGGAUGCAUUAUCCAUAUGUAUGACCAUCAAUAGUUUGGAGCUGAUGAUUCCUCUGGCUUUUUUUGCUGCAACAGGAGUGAGGGUUGCAAACGAGCUAGGAGCUGGGAACGGAAAAGGAGCCAAGUUUGCUACUAUGGUAUCUGUGGUGACAUCGGUUAUAAUAGGACUUUUCUUCUGGAUGUUGAUUUUGAUAUUGCACGAUAAAUUCGGCUACAUAUUCUCUAAUAGCAAAGCUGUCCUUGAUGAAGUAAACAACCUUUCUCUUCUAUUAGCCUUCACAAUUCUGCUCAACAGUGUUCAACCAGUUCUCUCGGGGGUGGCAGUGGGAUCAGGGUGGCAAUCAUAUGUUGCAUACAUAAAUUUGGGUUGCUACUAUAUUAUUGGGGUGCCUCUUGGAAUUUUGAUGGGUUGGGUCUUCAAUCAAGGAGUUAUGGGAAUCUGGGCAGGGAUGAUUUUUGGUGGCACAGCAACUCAGACAUUAAUAUUGAGCCUCAUUACAAUUCGAUGCGACUGGGACAAAGAGGCUGAAAGAGCAAAAUUGCAUUUAACGAAGUGGACUGAUCCAAAACAAGAAUUGAACUAAUCAAGGGAUACUCGCUUUGUAACCUAAAUGCCAAAGGAAUCCGCAUAUUUGUUUUAGGCUUCGGUGAUAUUGAACGAAACUAAAAUAAUUAUGAUAUAUGUCAUUAUUAAUACAAUGAAAUUGUUUCAUGAUAGUAGUAUUAGAAAAGAAAAUUCUAUUUACCAAUUUUCUCCAGUUAAGCUCCA